Messenger RNA from Pygoscelis adeliae (Adelie penguin), 1221 nucleotides. RefSeq names its product family with sequence similarity 154, member A (gene SAXO1). The coding region runs from base 28 to 1221 and encodes 397 amino acids. Gene Ontology annotation, biological process: microtubule anchoring. The record is from RefSeq and is a predicted model, not a curated record. Gene Ontology annotation, cellular component: cytoskeleton; centriole; axonemal microtubule. Gene Ontology annotation, molecular function: microtubule binding. NCBI's taxonomy places the organism in Eukaryota, Metazoa, Chordata, Aves, Sphenisciformes, Spheniscidae. The transcript is spliced from 3 exons.
UUGUUUAAGUCAAAGAAAGCGUACAAGAUGGCGCAGAUACCCAUGGAAGGCAUCUCGACUACAAAGAGAGAUUACAUAGCUCAUGAAGUGUUGCCACAGAAACUUAAACCACCUGAAAAGCAUGUCAAGAGUGAUGAGAGUAUGGAUUUGACCUCCACUUAUAAACAAGAUUAUAACUCCUACCCUAUCUCUCAAGUACCUCCAUGCCUCCCCCAUGUGACGAGACACAUCCCCAGCGCCAAGAUGGAUACAAGAACCACUUAUGAAGGUGACUACGUGCUAUGGAAUGAACCAAAGACAGAGCUGAUCAGACCAAAUGACAGGUUUCACCCAUCAGAAGAAAAAUUUGACCACAGAACCAUUGUCCAGGAUGACUAUCUCUACAGGGGGCCAGUUGCCACUCAGAGCUGCAAACCUCUGAAUCUGGUCCAGAAAAGCAAGGCUCCCUUUGAGAAUAUAACCAAUUAUAGAGUGAAUUAUGUGCCACAUCCUCUGGAGAAACAUUAUAUGCACAAAUACGAGAAAUACAAGGUCAAUGAGGUCCCAUUCGAUGGCCUCACUACUCACAAAGUUUCUUACAAGGGGCUGGCUGGUCAGCCAGCCAAGCUGGCAAAACCAUGCAAGCUGAAGCUUCUCCAUGAUCUUCCAUUUUCCUCUACAACUGAGUUUCAGGAAAAAUACCAAGCUUGGCCACGGCCUCCUGUAUUCACCAAAAAACCUGAUGUAUAUCUUCCUCCUCUGGAGAAAAUGGACCUUCACACCACUACUCAGAUACAUUACAAGCACCCAAAUGGCAAGCCAGCCAAGAUGUGUCAAACUUUGGCCCAGCUUAAAAUAAGUACUGAGCCAUUCAGUAGCUCUUCUACAAUGAAGGAAGAUUAUAAGCCUUGGCUGUGCAAGAGACUAAAACCUAUCACUUGUGUUCCGGAGCUGACUUUCCCAGCAAAACCAAUGGAUUUCUUGACUACCUUUCAGACCCAUUAUGUGCCUCAUCCGCUCACAGUUACGAAGAGCUAUAAACCUGGCUGGUCAGGCCCAAAGCAUCACACUCUGCUAGAUGCUAAAACCAUCUAUGCUACCAGCUACACACCAAAGGGCACUGUUAGAUGCUUGGCCUCUUACAAACACCCACCCGGUUACGUCUUUGAGGGAACUGAUGCUGAUGGUCACAAUCUCUAUCUCCCUGCUUCCACGAGUGAGAGCCUGCAAGGUGGACACUGA